GUUCCAGGUGCUGUUUUGCACCCUAUGGACUCGAUGAGGAAGUAAAGCGCCAUUUGGGAUUGAACCAUGGCUACUCCAGCAGGAAGUUCGGAAGCCGGUGGAGGCUUUACGAUGUGGACGCUUUGGGUGUUUCUGGUGGCUUCGCUCUUUGUAUCCAGCAUCAGUGCCGACUCGAAGGCUGUCACCACGACGCUUACUACCAAAUGGCAUUCCACGCCUUUGCUCCUGGAGGCCAGUGAGUUCCUUGCCGAGGAGAGCCAAGAUAAGUUCUGGGACUUCGUCGAGGCUAACCAAGAUAUUGAGCAUGAACAUGACGGAACAGAUCUGUCCUAUUACGAGCUGAUCCUGAAGCGAGCCGGCCAGCUCCUGAGUCCUGUCCAGUUGAAGCUGCUGAAGUUUGCGCUCUCUCUACGCUCCUACUCCUCCACGGUUCAUUCGUUCCAGCAGAUUGCGUCCAAUGAACCUCCCCCGAAAGGCUGCACGGCGUUUUUCAGCGUCCACGGAGAGAAGUCAUGCGAUCUCGAGCGUCUGAAGAACCUGCUGGACGUCGCAUCAGAGAAGCCGAAGCCGUUCCUGUUUAAAGGUGAUCACAGGUUUUCCUCGUCUGACCCGGACGCUCCCGUCGUUAUUCUGUAUGCCGAGGUGGGAACCAAAGAGUUUGCCAGAUUCCACCAGCACAUGCUGGCCAAAGCCAACAAGGGUCUGAUUAACUACGUCCUGCGCCACUACGUCUCAAAACCCAGUGAUGAUAAAGUUUAUCUGUCUGGUUAUGGGGUCGAGCUGGCCAUCAAAAACCAGGAGUACAAAGCCAAAGAUGAUACACAAGUUCAAGGCGCCGACGUGAACGCCACGAUGAUCGGCGAAAACGAUCCGGUGGACGAAGUGCAGGGCUUCCUGUUCGGCAAACUCAAGGUGAUCUACCCAGAGCUGAAGGAACAGCUAAAGGAGCUGCGUAAGCACCUGGUCGAGAGUACAAACGAGAUGGCACCGCUUAAAGUCUGGCAGAUGCAAGAUCUCAGCUUCCAGACAGCGGCCCGUAUCCUGGCAGCCCCUCCUGUAGAAGCGCUCAAUGUAAUGAAAGACUUGAGCCAGAACUUUCCUACAAAAGCAAGGUCCAUAACCAAAACGGCGGUGAGCUCAGAGAUCCGGAGGGAGAUCGAAGAGAAUCAGAAGUACUUUAAGGGCUCAUUGGGACUGCAGCCUGGCGAGUCAGCUCUCUUCAUUAACGGACUCCACAUUGACCUGGAUGUGCAGGACAUCUUCAGUGUGCUCGAUGUGCUGAGAAGCGAAGCUCGUGUCAUGGAGGGCCUCCGGAGCCUCCUUAUCGACUCGCCCUUCAUCCACGAUAUCCUCAAACUGAACGUUCAGCCAUCCGACUCCGAUUACGCCGUGGACAUCCGCAGUCCUGCCGUCUACUGGAUCAAUAAUCUGGAGACGGACGGCAGGUACGCUUCGUGGCCCUCUAAUGUACAGGAGCUUCUGCGUCCCACGUUUCCAGGAGUCAUCAGACAAAUUCGCAAAAAUUUCCACAACCUGGUAAUGAUCCUGGACCCCACUCACGAGAGCACAGCAGAACUAUUCAGCGUCGCAGAAAUGUUCUUCGCCAAUAACAUCCCUCUCAGGAUAGGGCUGGUGUUCGUGGUGAACCAUGAAGACGAUGUCGACGGCAUGCAGGACCCUGGAGUCGCUAUGCUACGCGCUUUUAACUACAUCGCAGAAGAAGUGGACAAUCAGAUGGCCUUUGACGCAAUUAUGUCGAUGCUGAACCGUGUGCCCAGUGGAGGGAAGCUGAAGGUGGAGGAUGUGGUGGCCGUUUUAAAGAAACGUUAUCCCUACGUGGAAAUAAGCAGCAUUCUGGGAGCAGAUUCAGCCUAUGACAACAAUCGCAAGGAAGGGAAGGCGUAUCAUGAGCAGACGGGUGUCGGACCUCUACCCGUAGUCCUGUACAACGGCAUGCCUCUACAGCCUGAGCAGCUCGACCCCGACGAGCUCGAGACCACUGUCAUGCACAAAAUCCUUGACACAACCGGUUUCUUCCAGCGUGCCGUCUAUUUGGGCGAGCUGGCAAGCGACCACGACGUCGUGGACUACAUCAUGAACCAGCCGAACGUGGUGCCGCGCAUCAACUCGCGCAUCCUGACCACAACCAGGAGCUACCUGGAUCUCUCCAGCACCAAUAACCAUUUUAUCGACGAUUACGCCCGGUUCCUUUUCCUGGAUACGAGAGAAAAGAACACGGCCAUGGCUAACAGUCUGAACUACAUGACAAAGAAAGGGAUGCACUCAUCUGACGAUGGUGUGAUCCGUCCCGUGACAUUUUGGGUUGUUGGAGAUUUCGAUCAGCCAGCAGGAAGACAGCUGCUGUACGACGCCAUUAGACACAUGAAAUCGAGUAAUAAUGUGCGCUUGGGGAUGAUCAGUAACCCAACGGAGAGUCCCACAAACGCAACCACGCUGAUCUCACGGGCCAUCUGGGCCGCUAUGCAGACUCAAACAGCCAACAACGCCAAGAACUUCAUCACCAAACUGGUCAAAGAGGAGACGGCCGAUGCCCUGUAUUCCGGGACCAACAUCGCUGAGUUUGCUGUCGGGGGCAUGGACGUCCCUCUUUUUGAAGAUGCGUAUGAAUCUCCUAAAGUGGACUUCCUCUUGUCCCAAGCCGCUUAUUGCCGUGACGUCCUGAAGCUGAGUAAGGGACAAAGGGCCGUCAUUAGUAACGGACGGGUUAUCGGUCCACUCGAGGAGGGCGAGGUCUUUAACCAGGACGACUUCCUUCUCCUAGAGAGCAUCAUCAUGAAAACAUCUGGAGAGAGAAUCAAGAGCAAAAUCCAGCAGCUGGCUGUCGAAGAAGAUCGAGCAAGCGAUUUGGUUAUGAAGGUGGACGCACUGCUGUCGUCGCAGCCCAAAGGCGAGGCCCGGGUCGAGCAUAGCUUCACAACGGACCGACACAGCGCAGUAAAAAUCUACCCCAAGGAGGAAGAAGUAUACUUCGACAUCGUGGCCGUGGUGGAUCCCGUCACCAGAGACGCUCAGAAGCUGGCUCCACUCCUCUUGGUCCUCAAACAACUGGUCAACGUUCACCUGCGAAUCUUCAUGAACUGCCAGUCCAAGCUGUCCGACAUGCCGCUUAAAAGUUUCUACCGAUACGUCUUGGAGCCCGAGGUGGCCUUCAUGGCUGAUAACAGCUUCGCUCUGGGUCCGAUGGCGAAGUUCCUGGACAUGCCCCACUCUCCGCUCUUUACCUUGAACCUGAACACCCCCGAGAGCUGGAUGGUAGAGUCGGUGCGAACACGCCACGACCUGGACAACAUCUACCUAGAGGAGGUGGACAGCAUCGUUGCUGCGGAGUAUGAGCUGGAGUACCUCCUCCUGGAAGGUCACUGCUUCGACGUGAGCACCGGUCAGCCUCCUCGCGGGCUCCAGUUCACCCUGGGCACGGCUUCAGACCCGGUCAUUGUGGACACCAUCGUUAUGGCCAACCUCGGCUACUUCCAACUCAAAGCAAACCCAGGAGCUUGGAUGCUGCGGCUAAGAAAAGGCAGAUCGGAAGAUAUCUACAAGAUCUACAGUCAUGACGGUACAGACUCUCCGGCCGACUCGGAAGACUUAAUAGUCGUCCUGAACAGCUUCAAGAGCAGGAUCAUUAAAGUGAAGGUGCAGAAAAAGCCCGACAUGAUAAACGAGGAGCUCCUCAGCGACGGCAGCAGCGAGGUCGACUCGGGAUUCUGGCAGUCCCUAACCAGAGGAUUCACCGGUGGCCCAAAAGUGGAGGAAACCAAGCAGGAGAAAGACGACGUCAUCAACAUCUUUUCCGUGGCCUCUGGACACUUGUACGAAAGAUUCCUGAGAAUAAUGAUGCUGUCUGUGCUGAAACACACCAAGACGCCGGUGAAGUUCUGGUUCCUAAAGAACUACCUGUCUCCAACCUUCAAGGAAUUCAUCCCUUACAUGGCUCAGGAGUACGGCUUCCAGUACGAGCUGGUGCAGUACAAAUGGCCUCGCUGGCUUCAUCAGCAGACCGAGAAACAGCGGAUCAUCUGGGGCUACAAGAUCCUCUUCCUGGACGUGCUCUUCCCGCUCGCCGUGGAUAAAUUCCUCUUUGUCGAUGCUGACCAGAUCGUACGCACGGAUCUAAAGGAGCUGCGCGACCUGGACCUGGAGGGGGCGCCGUACGGUUACACGCCGUUCUGCGAGAGCCGCAGGGAGAUGGACGGCUACCGCUUCUGGAAGUCGGGCUACUGGGCCAGCCACCUGGGACCCCGCAAGUACCACAUCAGCGCGCUCUACGUGGUAGAUCUGAAGAAGUUCAGGAAGAUCGCCGCCGGAGACCGACUCCGAGGACAGUACCAAGGACUGAGCCAGGAUCCCAACAGUCUGUCCAACCUUGAUCAGGAUCUGCCGAACAACAUGAUCCACCAAGUGCCCAUCAAAUCCCUGCCGCAGGAGUGGCUGUGGUGCGAGACGUGGUGCGACGACGCCUCCAAAGCCAAAGCCAAAACCAUCGACCUGUGCAACAACCCUCAGACUAAGGAGCCGAAGCUCCAGGCCGCCGUCCGCAUCGUAGCGGAGUGGAGCGAUUACGAUCAGGAGAUCAAGAGGAUUUAUAACAAGUUCCUCGAAGGACGAGAGAGAGGAGCGCACACACAGGAAAAGCACACACGAGUGGAGAAGAAAGAGACAGAUAAACACAGCGAGCUGUAGACGCAUUCCGCGCAGGGACGACCGACUCUGUUUAAAGAGUUGUUUUCUUUUUUUUUUUCUUCUUUUUUUUUUUUCUUUCCUUCAAGUUUCUUUUUAAACAAAAAAAGCCUAUUGUCCUGGAGCGGGGUCCACGUCGGCGCUGUGAAAAACUUGAAUGGAAAUGAUUCAAACUCUUGUCAUUUGGGAGUGCAUGUGGCAUGUGGCAGGACUGACGGGGAACAGGCGGAGAACCGAUCACAGAGAACUACUGUGGAAUUGUGGGAAAUCGUGUAUAACAGAUAUCACUGCCUUUCUUCUGUUACACCUGCACGUGUGUGUGUGUGUGUGUGUGUGUGUGUGUGUGUGCGUGCAUUCUGACUGCAGUACCUGCUCACAUAUGAUAAGUGAGGAAAAUUGACAUUAUUUGUUUUUUUUAAAUCCAUGGUUCAAUAGGAAAGGCUAAUUUAUUCAUCUACCGCGCUGACCGUGCUGCUACUCCUCAGUUGCUGUUUUGCGCCAGAUCGUCUGUUAGAUAAAUAAUGAUGAAUUUAAGCAAAUUUAAAAUAGUUUUUUUUUUUUUUUUUUUACUCCACGUCUGAUUGGAUUUAAGAAAUUUCUUACAAGACCAACAGAACUUUGUCCUGAUCCCCCC
Messenger RNA from Clarias gariepinus (North African catfish), 5332 nucleotides. It is a transcript of the gene uggt1, whose product is annotated as UDP-glucose glycoprotein glucosyltransferase 1. The record is from RefSeq and is a predicted model, not a curated record. Gene Ontology annotation, molecular function: UDP-glucose:glycoprotein glucosyltransferase activity. NCBI's taxonomy places the organism in Eukaryota, Metazoa, Chordata, Actinopteri, Siluriformes, Clariidae. The coding region runs from base 67 to 4701 and encodes 1544 amino acids. The transcript is spliced from 40 exons. Gene Ontology annotation, cellular component: endoplasmic reticulum.